UGCCCCGGGAGGUGCAGCGGAAGCGGCGGCGCCAUGGCGGCGGCGGCGGCGGCGGCCCCCGUCCCCGAGGCCUGGCCCGAGCUGGAGCUGGCGGAGCGCGAGCGGCGGCGCGAGCUGCUGCUGACGGGGCCCGGGCUGGAGCAGCGGGUGCGUGCGGCGGGCGGGCGGCUGCCGCCGAGGCUCUUCACGCUGCCGCUGCUGCACUACCUGGAGGUGAGCGGCUGCGGGAGCCUGCGCGAGCCGGGCCCGGGCCUGGCGCAGGGCCUCCCGCAGCUGCACAGCCUCGUGCUGCGGCGCAACGCGCUGGGGCCCGGCCUGAGCCCCGAGCUCGGCCCGCUGCCCGCGCUGCGCGUGCUCGACCUGUCUGGCAACGCGCUGGAGGCGCUGCCGCCGGGCCAGGGCCUGGGCCCCGCCGAGCCGCCGGGCCUCCCGCAGCUGCAGAGCCUCAACCUCAGCGGCAACCGGCUGCGCGAGCUGCCCGCCGACCUGGCGCGCUGCGCCCCGCGCCUGCAGACCCUCAACCUCACCGGCAACCGCCUGGACUCCUUCCCCGCCGCGCUCUUCCGCCCCGGCGCGCUGCCCCUGCUCAGCGAACUGGCGGCCGCCGACAACUGCCUCCGAGAGCUCAGCCCCGACAUCGCCCACCUGGCCUCGCUCAAGACGCUGGACCUCUCCAACAACCAGCUCAGCGAGGUCCCGGCAGAGCUGGCCGACUGCCCCAAGCUCAAGGAGGUCAACUUCCGGGGGAACAAGCUGACGGACCGGCGGCUGGAGAAGAUGGUCCGCAGCUGCCAGACCAGGUCCAUCCUGGAGUACCUGCGCGCCGGGGGCCGGGGCGGCGGGCGGGGCGGGGGCAAGGCGCACGGCCCGGAGAAGGAGGAGGCCCGCAGGAGGCGGCGGGAGCGGCGGAGGAGGGAGAGCGGCGAGGGGGAGGACGAGGAGGUGGGCGAUGCCGGCCGGAUGCUGCUCCGGGUGCUGCACGUGUCCGAGAGCCCCGCCCCGCUGACGGUGCGGGUCAGCCCCACGGUCAGGGACGUCCGGCCGUUCAUCGUGGGGGCCAUCGUGAGGGGCCUAGACCUGCAGACGGGGAACGCGCUCAGACGGCUCCUCACCUCCCAGACCAAGCUCCAUGAGGAGCUCUGUGAGAAGAGAACGGCCGCCACCAUCGCCACCCACGACCUCAGAGCCGUCCGCGGGCCCCUGCUGUACGACACCCGCCCGCCGCAGGACCUCAAGAUCGUCCCCUUGGGGCGCAGAGAAGUCAAGGCCAGGGACCUGGUGCGGCAGCUACAGCUGGAGGCCGAGGAGCACAGGAAGCAGAAGAAGAGGCAGAACGUCUCAGGCCUGCACAGGUACCUGCACUUACUGGACGGUAAAGAGAGUUACCCCUGCCUUGUGGAUGCAGAUGGCGAUGUGAUCUCCUUCCCGCCCAUAAGCAACAGCGAGAAGACGAAGAUUAAGAAAACCACCUCAGAUUUGUUUUUGGAAGUAACAAGCGCCACGAGUCUACAGAUAUGUAAAGAGAUCAUGGACGCCCUGGUGCUGAAAAUGGCAGAAAUCAACAAAUAUACGUUAGAAAAUAAAGAGGACGGAUCCGUUUCAGAUACUGAAGCCGACGCACUUUCUGGACAGCUUCCGGAGCCCAGCGCGAACGCAAGUGCAGACACGGCUGGGAACGCCUCCCUGGUGGUGGAGCAGGUCCGGGUAGUGGAUGAGGAAGGGCACCUGAGGGUGGUGUACCCCUCCAAGACGGACCUGGGCCUCGCUGCUCCCCACGUGACCGUGAUCCGCUGAGCCCCGGGCCGCGGCGGGGCGCGUGUGCGGUGCUGUUGUGUUGUUUGUUAAGUUUCGCCUCGGUGGUUUUUACGACGCGCGUCCCUUGCUUUUCCAGACGAUUCUGUCACAUGAUGCCGUGUUGUCGCGUGCUUAGGUGACUUUGCCUUUCGGCACCAAACUGAUUGUACUAACGCUUUGUAUGAAGUUUCUCAAAUACUGGAGUGAGCCGUUCAGGAUGUUUGUUCCAAAAUCGCGUAGACACAGCGACUAACGUCAUUCAGGGGAGAAAGACACGGAUUGGUUUCGCUAUUCAGAUCUAAACUGGGAAGCUGAACAAUGUGCGUUUCACAGAACCACACAAUUAUUUUUCUGCGAUACAGCAGCUUUUAAAAUCGCACCGAACCAGUAGUGCAGCUUAGAGGCCUGGAGUGACACCAUGUCCCUAGCUGGCCACAAAUCAUCUUUCUAUGAGAAGAAUAUUUUUAUGUGAUCUUGGAAUUGGCAAAGGCAUUUUUCUUAAUACCGUGGAUGCUUUAGGGGUAGAGCCGCACGGUUCCCUCGCGCGGCCCUGGCAGGGCAGAAAGAGGAUCGGGGCUUUGCUCGCUUGUGCACUCGCACCACAGGGACGGGCAGACGUCGGAACGUGCAGCUCAGGGCCAGCACGCAGGUUUCCGGUGCAGAACAGGCUUCACAGACGCAUGGGACACCUCUGCCGUCAGCUGGCCCAAGGACGGACAGUGGCCAUGGCCGCGUGAGGGGUGAACUGUUGUGCAGCAUCUUGUGUUUUAGGGAUUUCCAGUUUUGAAUGUCUGGGCCCAUAGACCACCAGUGUGUGUGUGUGUGUGUGUGUGUGUGUGUACGCGUGCGUGUGUUUACGUGUGUGAGCACACACACUCCUCCCUGGAGGCAGAACGUGCUUGCAGCCAGGCACCAGCCAGCCACAGAGUAGGUGGGUUUUACUGGCCUCUGCCUCGUAGGCGGCCUGGAUGUCAAGAAACUGCCUCCCUGGCUUUUGUCAUUUACUGACUCCCGUCUGUUUCGUGUUCUGUGACUCGCAAAAGACGAGCCGUGUGUUCUGCUGAUUUGGGGAGCAUUUGCAAGAGGCCACGCUGAACCCAGGCCCUUAGCCGUCAGGACCAGACACGUGUGAAGCUUGAGCCUCCCCCUGGGUGGGGCACACUCACAAAGCCACACGGUUCUCUCAGAGCUCAGCCAACCUGCUUUGUAGGACAGGACCCAGCUGCCUUGAGACCCUGUCCCAGCUCUGGUCACCUGCAAGCCUUUCCGUUGGCCCCUGAAGGCGGCGGCUGCUGGGCUGGGCUGGGCUGAAGCAGGUGCACCAGGGUGGCUCUGCCUGGUCUUGUGAACCCCAGACCUGCCAAAUGUCUGUGUUGGUGGCUCUGGCUUGUCAUCGUAUGAGCCUUGGGCGAUCGGGACAGCAACUGCUGGCACCGUGGCCGGCUUGGGGUCUGUGGCUGGGCCACGGCCAAGCGGUUCUCUUGGCUCCUGGCACUCGGUUCCAUGGCCAGGCCCUGUCUGGUCUGUGACCUCGCUGACGUGGACAGAGACGUCAGCCCCACCGCCCGUGACACAGCUCAGCCCCGGGUGAGGUGCUGGAUGUAUUCAACUCACCGCGGAAACAGGAUGGUCUUCCCUUGGCUGGCCCGACCCACUCAUAAACCCGGACACUCUUUCUCUUUGCCAGUGCGGCCCUCUAAUAAACAUUUAAUAAGAACA
Molecule: messenger RNA, 3513 nt
Organism: Neofelis nebulosa (Clouded leopard)
Lineage: Eukaryota; Metazoa; Chordata; Mammalia; Carnivora; Felidae
Gene: LRRC47
Product: leucine rich repeat containing 47
Exons: 7
Coding region: 34-1794 (586 amino acids)
Biological process (GO): phenylalanyl-tRNA aminoacylation
Molecular function (GO): RNA binding; protein binding; phenylalanine-tRNA ligase activity
Source: RefSeq, a predicted model, not a curated record